This is a messenger RNA of Zingiber officinale, 1761 nucleotides long. Its product is annotated as alpha-humulene 10-hydroxylase-like. The record is from RefSeq and is a predicted model, not a curated record. The transcript is spliced from 2 exons. Gene Ontology annotation, molecular function: monooxygenase activity; heme binding; iron ion binding. The coding region runs from base 46 to 1578 and encodes 510 amino acids. NCBI's taxonomy places the organism in Eukaryota, Viridiplantae, Streptophyta, Magnoliopsida, Zingiberales, Zingiberaceae.
GCACAAACAAUAUCAUUUAAGUGCUUUAAUUGUUACUUCACUGCCAUGGCCAUGGAAGCUAAUUCCCUCUUCUCACCUUUCUCCUUCAUCACUCUCUUCCUCGGCUUCUUCAUAAUUUUACUGAUAAAGAUCAGAUCAAGGAGGAGCAGACUAGCAUUAGCUCCUCUCCCACCCGGCCCGCCCAGGCUUCCCCUCAUCGGAAACAUUCACCAGCUCGUCGGCGGCAACCCUCACCGUAUCCUUCUCCAACUCGCCAAAACACACGGCCCCUUCUUCCAUCUCCGAGUCGGACAGGUCGACCAAGUCGUUGCCUCGUCCGUGGAGGCGGUGGAAGAAAUCAUCAAGCGCCAUGAUCUCAACUUUGCUGACCGACCCUCCAACUUGACCUUCUCCAAAAUAUUGAGCUAUGGCACGCGCAACGUCGUCAUGUCCCCCUACGGUGGCUACUGGAAGCAGAUGAGGAAGAUCUACGCCAUGGAGCUGCUCAACUCCCGGCGCGUCAAGUCCUUCGCCGCCAUCCGGGAGGUUGUGAACCGAAAGCUCACGGCGGAGAUCGCCGACAAGGCGUCUGCUCAAACACCUUUCAAUCUAAGCCAGAUGGUGAUAUCCAUGACUAAUGAGCUAGUGAUCAGAGCUGCGUUUGGUGACGAUUGCAAACAAAAGGCGGAAUUCUUGGACCUGGUCAGAGAGACAAUAAGCUACGUGACUAGCUUCGCGGUGGCUGAUAUGUACCCCUCGCUCAAAUUCUUGGAUACUCUCACGGGAUUGAAGUUCCAGUUAGAGCGAACCCGUGAUAAGCUCGACAAAGUCUUCGAGGAAAUCAUCUCACAGCGUCAAGUCGCACUGGCCGCUGAGCAAGCAGAGGAGGAUCUACUUAUCGAUGUACUUCUCAAGCUAAAAGAUGACGCAAGUCUCGAAUUUCCAGUCACAUACGACUCCGUCAAAGCCGUCAUCAUGGAAAUAUUCCUGGCAGGAACAGAAACAGCAUCAACGGUUAUUGAAUGGGCUAUGUCAGAAUUGAUCAAGAAUCCUAAGGCAAUGGAGAAAGUCCAAAAGGAGAUGAGGGAGGCUAUGAAAGGGAAGACCAAUCUCGAAGAGAGCGACAUCCUCAAAUUCAGUUAUCUAAAUUUGGUGAUCAAGGAGACCAUGCGACUCCACGCUCCAAUCCCUCUGUUGAUGCCGAGAGUAUGCAAAGAGACGUGUGAGGUCAUGGGAUAUCGAGUGCCUUCCGGAGCUUUAGUGCUCAUCAAUGCAUUUGCACUGGGCAGAGAUGAGCAGUACUGGGGCUCUGAUGCAGAGAGCUUCAAGCCUGAGAGAUUUGAGGGCGGCUCGGUGGACUUCAAGGGCUUCAACUUCGAGUUCUUGCCAUUUGGUGUAGGGCGAAGGUUGUGCCCCGGCAUCACAUUUGGGUUGUCGGCUGUGGAAGUCGGUCUGGCUCACCUCCUCUUCCACUUUAACUGGAAGCUUCCUCGAGGCAUGAAGAUCGAAGAUUUGGACAUGAUGGAAAUUUCAGGGGUGACCGCACCAAGGAGAUCACCUCUCCUUGUGCUUGCCAAUCCAAUAAUGCCUCUGCCAUAGUUAUAAUUAUUACUUCAUCUGCAAACUUGAUUUGCAGACGUUUUAUAUAUAUAUAUCUUAAGAAAAAGAUGCAUAUCCUAUAUAUGUUAAAGAGAUCAUUUUUAUACAAAAUAAAUUAGUAAAUUAUAUAUUAGUCAUUGCUCUUUUAACUAGUUAAAGAAAUUAAUGUUGACAAUCUAUGAA